CUGCGUGUACCACAGCUUGAAGCCAGUGUCCUCCCACCUCCUUCGCCUUCUGUGCUCUUCAUUUGGUUUCUUGGACGCAAUGGAUAUCAACACCUCUCCUCACCGAUGUAUCAACUAGCUCCCGUAGUUUACCUGCUGGGGACCUACGUUCCAGCUAAAACCCUACAGGAACGUAGUGCAUAUGAUAGCUGUAGGGUAAGGACCCGCUUAGGUAGCUGGAACGUAGGGUCCCUAGCAGGUAAACCCUACAGCUAUCAUAUGCACAGUCCUAGAUGGCAGCCAUGCAUUAAGCAAUCAAGCUUCUAAUACAUUAGUGAUAUUAAUUAAGGGGUAUGUUAAUAAUAUCUCAGUUCAACAACUGAUGGCAUACUUCAAGCAGUCAUGUUGAUUGUACCAGCUAUAUCCUUCUUGCUGCACUUGAUAACUUAAUGAGAAAAUUGAAUACAUGGUUACAUUCAGGAUACCUGGCACAUUGUUCAUCUGCUAGAUCAGUGAUUACAGGUUACAAAUUCGCAUUUUGUUUGGCAAGCUACAAUUAAAUUAUAAAUAAGAUUCUUUACACGACUAUACAUAAGAUCUACAAAGCGCGGACACGCAAAAACAGCUACAUCGGCAUCCUAGUAUGGGUGGACACGGCGAUACGCGUAUCCUGCAGUAUCCCAUCUUUUCCGAAUUAAAAAAAACUAAAUAGGGAUAUGCUGUGGACACGGUGGGGCCUCUUGGGGCCUCUGGAGGCCAGUAACGGCCCUAUGCAAACCCUACUAUUGGCAGGUUUGCACGCAUGAGCGCCACAAAAGGGACGAGCUGCUCCAGGCUCCAGCGACUCCGCCACUGCCGCUGUUUUCCACAAGACCAGCAGCCUCUCCUCCCGACGACAACCAUGCUCAAGUAGGUAACCUCAAUCUCUUCAUCUCUUUGUGACUCAUUUUUUUGCUGUUGAGCUGCUGCUGCUAGCUUCCCCGUGCGGCCAUGCCAUUGCUGCUUGGGUUUUUGAUUAGCUGCAUGCUGUUGUGCUGCUUGAAUGCUUUUGGUUGGGUUCUUUUCUUUGUGCUGCUGUUGAGCGUUGACUGUCAUUGCUGCUUGCUGUUAGGGAGCAUGGCAUCUGGGAGCGCCGCCGCCGGCAGCCAAUCGUCCGUGGGUGAGAGUGAAGGCUCCUAGUUAUCAUGUUAUGAGUGGACUGUGUUAUGCUGUCAUGUUGUGUCUACUGUCUAGUGUGUACUAUGGUUUAUUUUUGUAAUACCGCGUCAUGUUGGGAGCUUGAGAUUGCCAAACCAUACUGCACUUGGGAGCCAAAUACAUUGGACAUUUGGAAAGCAAAUGUCUUUACUGUUUUCAUGUUCUGUACCACUUAAGAUUAUGUCUUCUUAAGUUUCUAAUACUAGCAUUUGAUGUAUUUUGCAAGUUGCAAUGACAUGGGCCUGGAGGACCAAUUAAUUCAAUCAUUGAACACUUGAGAAAAAGGAGACAGCAAAUGGGGCAGUAUUCUGAUCUCAUCUCAGUUUCUCAUUAAUCUUUUGUCUUUAACUCCUUAUUGCAUGGUGUAUUUUUAAUUUAUAUAUAUUCUCCGUAUCCCGGUGUGGCUGUUUUUGGAAAAUGCCGUAUCCCGUGUCCCCGAUGCGUAUCGCCGUGUCCGUGUCCUCGUAUCCGUGCUUUUUAGCAUAAGAUUUGGAUCUUUAUCAUUAGUAGGUGUGAAUGACAUUGAUCCAGUGAACCAGAUUCUUCCAGAGCCACUUGAUGACAUGAACUUGGUAAAUCAUAGUGAGAACGGCAGAUUGAGAUCGAAGGUAUGGAUGGACUUUACACCUGUCUAUGUUGAGGGGAGAAUCCAGGGUGCUGACUGUGUCCAUUGCCACACACGACUUAGUGCAGAAAAGAGUACAUGCGAUUUAAACCAACACACUCAGACUUGUUCAGCACGGGCUGGAACUAGUGUAAAUCAUCAGAAAGAUGGGCUUUUCUUGUCCAGUGUACCAAUUUUUAAAUCUAGGGUGAAGGAUGAACUUUUACCUGCCUUGACAAAUGGUAAGGUUCAGAUUGCAGAAUAUGCUAGCAGGUUCCACUUGGGUUAUAAUUCUAGUGACAAAACUUGUCAAAAUCAGCACAUUCUGGCUUUACCAGCAGACAACAUGACCCCAAUGGAACAGUAUAAGUCGUCUGCUCGUGCUCCAGAUAUCAAGAUCAGGAAAUUUGAUCAAGAAGCAUCUUAUCAAGAGCUAACUAGGAUGAUAAUAAUGCAUGGCUAUCCCCUGUCAAUUGUGGAGCAUGAAGAAAUGAAAAGAUUUGCGAAGGGCCUUAACCCUGUGUUUAACAUGGCUUCAAGCCUAGAUAUGGAAGAAUAUUCAAUUCUGCUGUUUCAGAAAGAGAAGUCUGACCUUAAGGAGAAAAUUGCACUUUCGUCACGACGAGUUUCGUUAUCAGCAAGUGUGUGGGUCCCUCAUGGAGCCGAUCCCACAGUAAAGUACCUGUGUUUGACCGCGCAUUUUAUUGAUGCUGAAUGGAAGCUUCAAAGGAGAAUAAUCAAGUUUGGUGUGCUUUGGUCCUCACCUUCUGAUUUGGAAAGGAUGAUACACUGUAAGGAGGCUUGUGUGCUAGAAUCUGAGGUUGGGGCGUAUAAUGUCAUAUGGGAAGCUAUAAGAGAGUGGAAUCUUGACAGGAAGCUUUUCUGCUUGACAUCUGUAAGCGAAAUAAGAAACAGUGGAAGUAUCUCAAAGCUGAAGGACAUGCUUAUACAGAGGAACUGUCUUCCUAUUAGAGGUGAGCUAUACAAUAUUGCUUGUGUGGAUGAUAUGGUUGACAGCGUUCUUUCGAAAGGGCAACCAUUGCUUUAUCGUGUCGGUGAUCUGCUAGAGAGAUUUAUUCAAGCACGUGCAUCUUCAUCGCUGACUCAGCAGCAACUUUUGGAAGUUGCUAACGAUGUUGAUAUGAAGUGCCCCCAUGAAGAUGCAAAAUGGUGGCAUAAAAUUUACUUUAGACUUGAGGUUCUUUUGCAUUUCAAGAAGUUACUUCCCUCUGAAGAAUUUGUAUCUGUGGAAGAAAUGAAAAUUGUUGAGCCUAUCUAUAAGAUUUUGAGGGUUUUCUAUCGAGUCGUUGAAGUAAUGUCUGGGGCUGUUUGCCUGACAGCAAAUAUGUACUUCCAUGAAGUAUGGAAAGUUAGGACGAUUUUGCAAGAAGAAGCAUGUACUGAACACUCCGACGUUGCUAGCAUGAUUAGAGAGAUGCAGGAAGCAUUCAAUGAAUAUUGGGCAAAGUCGUACUUGUGGUUGUCAGUGCCUGUUGUUCUUGAUCCGAGAUUCAAAAUUACUUUUAUCGAUUUCCGUCUUAAACGAGCUUUUGGCACUGAUGCAACAAAGUAUGUAAAUGAUGUAGCUGAAAUAGUGAGGGAAUUGUUUCAUGAAUAUUGCACCCCCGUGGAUCAGCUGAAUGUUAAGACUUCACAUUGCGAAGUUCAAAAUGUUGAAAUAGAUGGAUUUGACAGUGAUUUAUUGGAAGAUUGGGAUCAGCAUCUUACUGCACAGACAAGGAGUCAACUAUUGUCGGAGCUUGACAGCUAUCUUGAAGAUGGUCUUCUUCCACGGAAGGAUGAUUUUGAUAUUCUAAACUGGUGGAUGAGUCAUUCUUCGAAGUAUCCAACCCUCUCAAAAAUGGUGCAGGAUGUCUUGGCAAUGCCAUCAUCUGCUGUUCACUGCGAGGCAGCAUUCAGCAGUGAGGGCCCAGUAAUUCAUAAGCAGUGGAGCACAUUAAACAUCAAGACAAUUGAAGCACUUGUGUGUACCCGAGAUUGGAUUAGCUAGGUGGCUCCAUGUUAUGCUACAGAAUGCUCUUCAUGGAGAGAAGGCUAUGCGUUGUACAAAUACCCAUUCUUCUUCUAACAUUGGAGGAUGCUAUUGCUAGGACGACUUACUAACGAACCAUUCUGUUUCCGUGCCGGACAUAGUUCACAGCGUCUCAAACAUUUCUGCAUUCCUCUCUCAAACAAAUGUACACAUCGGCUCGUCGCAGAAGCUUGUUCUUGGGGUGUAUCAUGCUAUGUUGUUCCCUGUGUUUAGAUCUGGGGCUCCUGCCCAGACGCUCGCGUGCAGUGCCUAUGGUUCGCUCCUGUUUUAACCUAACGAGGAUCAGUUGUGUAAAUUGUAUGGAAGACAUUCGCUGUUCAAUUUACUAGUGGCCAU
This is a messenger RNA of Triticum dicoccoides, 4169 nucleotides long. Its product is annotated as zinc finger BED domain-containing protein RICESLEEPER 2-like. Gene Ontology annotation, molecular function: protein dimerization activity; DNA binding. The transcript is spliced from 3 exons. The record is from RefSeq and is a predicted model, not a curated record. Bases 1740 to 3791 code for a protein of 683 amino acids. Lineage: Eukaryota; Viridiplantae; Streptophyta; Magnoliopsida; Poales; Poaceae.